CGACAAGAUAUUCGUUUGGCGUGACCAUCAAGUGAAAGUGUCUAGGGGAGGUCUUCGGGAUAUGUCUGCGUCUGACAUCCUAACACUGGGAAUCGAGAACAACGCAAGAAUAAUUCGGUUAACUACAGAAGAUGGAAAAAUCAUGGUCGGUGUCGACUUCGGCACGACCUCCACUGGCGUAUCCUACUCCUUGAGGGGCCUUGAAGUGCGAGGAGGGGAAGAUAAUGAUCACCUCAUUUAUGAGUGGCCCGCUGCCAAUUCCAGGAAAAUAACUGCAACUAAAGUCGCCUCGAUCGUCCAGUACGAGCAUAAAACCGAGGACGGUAUCGAGAAACUAGUGGCGACCCGAUGGGGGGCCCAGGUACUGGCGAGCAAGGAAAACUGUUCAUCUCUUUUCAAACCAUUGCUUGAACCUAACUUAGAUCGAGAUCAUGAUCCUUAUGCGUUUUGGAAUUCCACAGUCGGUCACGGGUAUUCUUUCUUACCGGAAGCCAAGGAGCCCUCGGAUGUUAUGAAAGACUACCUGGAUUGUGUUUGGCAGUAUUCAAGGAAAACUAUUUUUAAAAAUACCCGCCAAAGGCCUUCCUAUCACCCGGUACCCUACACUAUCACUGUACCGGAAAUCUGGGCUAGGGAAACCCGCAAGGCGCUGGAACAGAUCGUCAAGGAUGCCGGGCUAGCAUUGUGAACAAAUGACAUACUGACUAUGAUUCCGGAGCCCAUAGCGGCAGCAGUGGAUAUCUUUAGAAAGAAGGCGGAUACAUUCCAGGGUGACGACGUCAUGCUCAUGUGAUAUCGGCGGAGGAACGAUCGUGAGUUUUAACCCUACUUUCGUUCUAUCAUUUUUUACUAUGUUUGGUGCCCCUGUGGUUAUAAUUCGUGCCUGAAAUCCUGGCAAACAUAGGAUGUAGGAUCGGUUUUUAUCCGUCAAACUGAGUUUGGCCGCUAUAUUCGGCAGCUCGAGCCAAC
Messenger RNA from Aspergillus piperis CBS 112811, 969 nucleotides. RefSeq lists its product as uncharacterized. Bases 62 to 688 code for a protein of 208 amino acids. The record is from RefSeq and is a predicted model, not a curated record. The transcript has 5 exons. NCBI's taxonomy places the organism in Eukaryota, Fungi, Ascomycota, Eurotiomycetes, Eurotiales, Aspergillaceae.